AUGGCUUGGAAGCGAGUAAGACCGUCCUUUCUGAGAACAGUUUGUAAAUCAAUGUACAUCGGGGUAUCCAUUUCGCUUUUCACUGCUACAAUUGUAAGUGCUGUAUACAUCGUUUUCUCUUAUCUUUCUUACAAAACUGCCAAUGCCUGCACAUUUGUUCCUGUAAGGUUAGUUCCAUUGAACGUGAAGUGGAUAACGACAGUUUACGAUGUUAUUUUAAGUAACGUCUUUUAUUUCUGGAUGUUUUGGAAUAUGUUGUUCCUUUUCCGCCGGCACCAGUUACAGGGUUUAAAAAUGAACAUGUUUCUUGUCAGCUGUAUUAUGUACUUGUUUCAUGUACUUUACUGCGUAACUCUACAAGCCGUUGGAAAGCCUUACGAAGAGUCUUUGUUACUCUACAUUCCAUUCUACGUGUUCUUUGCUAUCGGUCCCUGUCUACAAUUCUCUUAUAUCGCAUGGAAAUUAAGGAGAGGAUCAAGAAAACAAAUUGCAAUUCUUGUUUUUAAACUUAUGCUGCCUGGCUGUUUGUCGUGCUCAUUGGCCUACGUUGUGAUUUUUUUCAUCUACCCAGCCUACAACAGACAAAAAGAAAGCCACGGCAAAUUAUUAAUUGCAAUCUUUGUUCCGCUCAUUGGCGUGAUUGCUAAAGUUAUUUCUCGAGUAUCUGUUCAACAACUAUGGAACAUUACUCAUCCGGGAUAUUCCUAUGUUCUUCUGGUGCCAACGUAUUUUGGUGCUGCCGUUUUGACUCGAGGUUUACAAGCGGAGCUUGACACUUUGGUUUACAUAGCUACUCUUGGAGUAAUUCAUGGCUUUACAGAGGUCGUGGAACGUAGUACCAUGGUGGUUGUCGACCACUUUUGCUUUCGGCUUUGGAAAAGAACCUCAGCUCCCUGGGGAAGCUUUCGAACUCCUCGCCGCGAAAGACUGAUGGCAGACAUUGCUAUCAUGAGCAUGAUGUUUGAGUCUGCUGCCAUAAUAUCUUUCAACGGUUUGUUAUUAUUUUAUCAGCUUAUUUACCUACAAAGCGAUUGGUUUUCAAAUUUGCUAGUGUCGUUUGCCAUUUAUACUUCAGUUCCACUGGUGAUAGAGUGGUUUUUCACCAGUGUGUCUCUUGCGAUUGAAACACGUUAUCAGAACAUGCCGGUCAUGGCUGUUUGGCGAAGACAGUGGAAGAGACACUUCUUGGUGGCUUUCUUAAAUGCGAUUCCACUAGCUACGUGGUCCAGCGGUAACCUAUUAAGCACAAUACACGAUCACUUUAGCAAGGAUCUGCCACCGUUUUCUAAUGUUUCUUGUAAAAUCCCCUUUUCUUGA
This is a messenger RNA of Stylophora pistillata, 1317 nucleotides long. RefSeq lists its product as uncharacterized. The record is from RefSeq and is a predicted model, not a curated record. Lineage: Eukaryota; Metazoa; Cnidaria; Anthozoa; Scleractinia; Pocilloporidae.